UCUAGAGCUGCGAAGCAAAAUUAUGCCCAAUCACAGCGAUGAAACUGGAACUGCAAUUUCGAAUCAUUUUCCUCUCGACAGCGACUUCUGCCUCUCGAUCUUGCCUGAUCCUGAAUUCGACAAAGUUGCAGAGCGAUAUACAACCAACUUGGUCACAGGUGUUUUAAAUGCGGUUCUGUCACCGUUUGGUGUUGUGGCAAACUUCUUCAUUGUUUUAGUUAUCUCUAGGAAAGUUUCACUUCGAACUCCUUUGAACAUGCUACUCGGAUGUCUCGCAGCGUCAGAUUUUCUUGUUAGUUUGGUAGUUCAGCCGAGUUACGUAGCUUUUAGAAUUACAGAAAACACACACAAGUUUGUUCCUUGUUCAGUAAGGCUGCUCUAUUCGACGGGAUUUUUCAUUUGUUAUGGUGUGUCCCUCACGACCUUGUGCGCCAUUAGCUGUGAACGAUACCUGGCAUUGAUUUUUCCUCUCAAGUAUGCGCACCUAAUACACCAUUCUAGAGUCAUGAAGCUGGUGAUUUUCAUCUGGAUGGUAAACGUCAUCUUAACGGUUCUACAAUGGGUUCAUAACGAGAUCGCACGGGGUAUCCAUCUUAUGAGUUGGUUAAUCCUUUUGAUAACUGCUCUUGUGAGCCAGGUGAGAGUCCUCCCGAUAAUUCGCCGUCAUCAGAACCAAAUCAAGCAACUUCAAUUGAGAGAUUCAUCUCGUCAAAGAAGCAGCACCAGUAGCCAAAGUGCAAUGCAAAUCAAGUUUGCAGCGAACAUUGCAUGUAUUAUGGCAGUCUAUCUGGCUUUUAACCUUCCAGUUCUUCUCAUAACAGCCUUGCAUCAAAUAAUCCUCAUCGAAAUAAACACUUACAAUUUGUACAGCUGGGUGGAAACCGCCGCCUUCUUGAAUUCAACUGCUAAUCCAAUUAUUUGCAUUUGGAGGGUGAAGGCGAUUCGGAGAGCAAUCAAAGAGUUGUUUCACGUUGAAGGGAAUGGGAGAAAAGUGUUCGCCAGGUAUUUGUCAUUCUUAGAAAUACCUGAUAACGAUAUUGCUUUAGUUGUGUACAAACGUUAUCAAGAACCCCAUUUGGUCGUUACAAAUUCCUCAGUCAUUUCCACAAAAGAGUUAUCAGGGGAAAAUUAGAGCCUUAAGGGCGGCGCACACGAGGGGACUAAUCCCUGCGACUACUCCCUGCAAGAAAUCGCGGGGACAAGUCCCAUCGUGUGAACUGGCCGUUUUUUUUUCAAAAU
Messenger RNA from Orbicella faveolata, 1239 nucleotides. RefSeq names its product melanocyte-stimulating hormone receptor-like. Gene Ontology annotation, cellular component: membrane. Gene Ontology annotation, molecular function: G protein-coupled receptor activity. Lineage: Eukaryota; Metazoa; Cnidaria; Anthozoa; Scleractinia; Merulinidae. Gene Ontology annotation, biological process: G protein-coupled receptor signaling pathway. The record is from RefSeq and is a predicted model, not a curated record.